This is a messenger RNA of Stegastes partitus (bicolor damselfish), 1338 nucleotides long. Its product is annotated as pentafunctional AROM polypeptide-like. The record is from RefSeq and is a predicted model, not a curated record. The transcript has 5 exons. Lineage: Eukaryota; Metazoa; Chordata; Actinopteri; Pomacentridae. The coding region runs from base 1 to 1338 and encodes 445 amino acids. Gene Ontology annotation, biological process: antibiotic biosynthetic process. Gene Ontology annotation, molecular function: 3-dehydroquinate synthase activity.
AUGAUUUCAAAAAACAACUCCAGCUGUUCGAAACAAACGAAGUUUAAUCUGGUCCAAGUGAAAGGAGCAUGGAAUCGACAAACUGAGCAAAGCCAAGCGGCGGAGGGAAAGUUAUCAGACGCCAAAAUCUAUGAGAGCAAGUCAGAACAUGGAGUUUCCUGGACAGUGUCCAGCCCCAUCGUGUUUACCUACACAGUCAUUCAGUGCAGAAACAUACUGGAUCCCAGCAAUGACACUCUACUCUGGGGUCACAUAGGAGAUGAAGAACUUAAAGGCAUCUUAAUUAACUCCAAACCGCCGAAGCGUUUCGUUGUCAUCGACGAAACUGUCAAUCAGCUCUAUGGCUCCCGGGUCGCUCAGUACUUUGAGGCCAGACGAGUCGUUCACAAGAUUGUCCCUCUGCCCACCACCGAGGAGAACAAGAGUAUGGAGUUAGUGACCAAGAUCCUGGAGGAAGUUCAUGGGUUUGGUAUUGACAGACGCUCUGAGCCGAUCAUAGCCAUCGGAGGUGGGGUUUGUCUGGACGUAGUGGGUCUGGCUGCAUCUCUCUACCGUCGAAGAACUCCCUACAUUCGAGUGCCGACCACUGUGCUGUCGUACAUUGAUGCCAGCGUGGGGGCGAAAACAGGGGUCAACUUCGCAGGAGGUAAAAACAAGCUGGGGAGUUACAUCCCACCGGUGGCCACGUUCUUAGACUGCUCUUUCUUCCAAACUCUCCCACGACGUCAGAUCUCUAAUGGGAUGGCAGAGAUGUUAAAGAUGGCCCUGAUGAAGCACAUCGGCCUAUUUGAGCUGCUGGAGGCCGACGGCAGGAGGCUGCUGAACAGCAAGCUGCAGUCCUGCGACACCAGCAAGAGUUCUGCACAGGAAGACAGUGCUAUAGCGUCUGUCCGCAUCGCUAUAGAAACCAUGCUGGAGGAACUGGCUCCUAACUUGUGGGAGGAUGAUCUGGACAGACUGGUGGAUUUUGGUCACCUCAUCAGCCCUGAGCUAGAAAUGAGAGUGUUGCCAGCGUUGCUCCACGGGGAGGCGGUGAACAUCGACAUGUCCUUCAUGGUGUACGUGGCCCACCAAAAGGGGCUUGUGACAGCAGACGAGAAGAACCGAAUCAUACGGUGCAUGCUGGGUCUGGAUCUGCCUGUGUGGCACCAGGACUGUACUCUGGCUCUGAUACAGAAAUCUCUCAGGGAGCGUUUGAAGCACUCUGCCGGCUCUCUGAGGAUGCCUCUCCCCACAGGACUGGGACGUGCAGAAAUCUUCCAUGACAUGAUUGAAGAUAAUAUCCUUUGCCAAGCUUAUGAAAAAUGGACCGAUGAGCUUUCUUCUGGGAACAAAUGA